Messenger RNA from Spodoptera frugiperda (fall armyworm), 3926 nucleotides. Its product is annotated as roundabout homolog 1. The transcript has 10 exons. NCBI's taxonomy places the organism in Eukaryota, Metazoa, Arthropoda, Insecta, Lepidoptera, Noctuidae. The coding region runs from base 263 to 2242 and encodes 659 amino acids. The record is from RefSeq and is a predicted model, not a curated record. Gene Ontology annotation, cellular component: neuron projection.
CGUAGCGCGGCCAGUACGCAGCCAGCGCGCCGCGAGAUCGCAGCGCGCCGCCGACGGACGCCGCCGCACGCUCGCCGGCACCGGCAUACGAACCCCACUCGAUUCACCUGCCGAUGAAUAUUUAAUGGAGCCGAUUUCGAUGGCGAAUGAAUGAGGAAACGUCGUUACCCCACUGACAUUCAUCACAACACUUUUGUUGACGUAUUUGUAAAUCUUGGAAAAGUUAUUUCGAUUAACAUGUCGUUGGGGUAAACUAAUCAACAUGAUGAGCGGACGAAGAUUGGCCUCGUGUUCAGCAGUCACAGCUGUGUUGCUGGUGCUCAUAAUUAGUGGUUCAGUUACAUCGUCAGACGAAUCAUUGUUUCCUCGUUUCGUGGAGCCGGUCACGAACGUGACGGUGACGGUGGGACGAGACGCGCUCCUCGCCUGCGUCGUCGAAGACUUACGAGGUUACAAGGUGGCGUGGGUCCGCGUGGAUACUCAGACAAUCUUGAGCAUCCACCACAACAUAAUUACGCAGAACGCGCGCAUCAGCCUGUCGUACAACGACCACCGCUCGUGGUACCUGCACAUCAAGAACGUGCAGGAGGUGGACCGCGGCUGGUACAUGUGCCAGGUCAACACCGACCCCAUGCGCUCCAGGAAGGGAUACCUGCAGGUGGUGGGUGAGUAUACUACCUCCAUCAGCCUGUCGUACAACGACCACCGCUCGUGGUACCUGCACAUCAAGAACGUGCAGGAGGUGGACCGCGGCUGGUACAUGUGCCAGGUCAACACCGACCCCAUGCGCUCCAGGAAGGGAUACCUGCAGGUGGUGGGUGAGUAUACUACCUCCAUCAGCCUGUCGUACAACUACCACCGCUCGUGGUACCUGCACAUCAAGAACGUGCAGGAGGUGGACCGCGGCUGGUACAUGUGCCAGGUCAACACCGACCCCAUGCGCUCCAGGAAGGGAUACCUGCAGGUGGUGGGUGAGUAUACUACCUCCAUCAGCCUGUCGUACAACGACCACCGCUCGUGGUACCUGCACAUCAAGAACGUGCAGGAGGUGGACCGCGGCUGGUACAUGUGCCAGGUCAACACCGACCCCAUGCGCUCCAGGAAGGGAUACCUGCAGGUGGUGGGUGAGUAUACUACCUCCAUCAGCCUGUCGUACAACGACCACCGCUCGUGGUACCUGCACAUCAAGAACGUGCAGGAGGUGGACCGCGGCUGGUACAUGUGCCAGGUCAACACCGACCCCAUGCGCUCCAGGAAGGGAUACCUGCAGGUGGUGGGUGAGUAUACUACCUCCAUCAGCCUGUCGUACAACGACCACCGCUCGUGGUACCUGCACAUCAAGAACGUGCAGGAGGUGGACCGCGGCUGGUACAUGUGCCAGGUCAACACCGACCCCAUGCGCUCCAGGAAGGGAUACCUGCAGGUGGUGGUACCGCCAGUGAUAAUAGACAAUAUGACGUCCACCGACAUGGUGGUACGCGAAGGUACCAACGUGACCAUGGUCUGCCGCGCCACUGGCUAUCCUGAACCAUAUGUCAUGUGGAGGCGGGAAGACGGACAGGAAUUCAACUGUAAUGGCGAAUCAGUGAACGUGGUGGAUGGUGAAAAUUUAACGAUAUCGAAAGUGUCUCGACUUCACAUGGGUGCCUACUUGUGUAUCGCCUCGAACGGAGUCCCGCCAUCGAUCAGCAAGCGCGUCGUGCUUAUGGUGCAAUUUCCACCGAUGUUGUCCAUACCCAACCAACUGGAAGCGGCGUACAUUGGGCAGGACGUGACGCUGGAGUGCCACACGGAGGCGUACCCCUCCUCCAUCAACUACUGGACCACUGACCGCGGAGACAUGAUCAUAUCAGGAAAUAAAUACAUCACGUCACUAAGCGACGACAGUUACAGUCGGAAAAUGAAAUUGACUAUACGGAGGGUAUCGUCAAGAGAUUUUUCAUCUUACCGCUGCGUCGCGAAGAACUCCCUCGGCGAGACGGAUGGGCUUAUCCGACUUGACGAAAUCCCCGCACCUUCGACGACGAGCACCACGGACAAUAACGUCCCCACAUUUCCUCAAAGGAAGAAAGGUAAACAUAAAAAUCGUUGGCGGGACAGCUCCGCCGAGAACAGAGUCAUAGGAGACUACGAAGUAGAAGAGUGGAAAGAUGUCGAUUACGAGUCGACGCAAUCUUCCCGGUCCACCAUCAGUCGAAGCGCUUCUCUGGUCAUCAUUGGAGGCUUUUUGAUUGCCAGCUGACAUACGGCUACCGGUCUGCAGGUCCUAUCCUAGUGCCAAUAAGACGUUUGUGCUAAAAGAGAUACGAAAGCGGUGAUAAACAAUAGGAUAGGUGCUGUGUCAGUCAUGAUCUUGUCAUAUCGUUCAAUUACGACUCCAAAAUAUCAUUUAAAAACUGUCAUCACAUCGAAAUUAUGAGUCUAUUAUAAGUUUAUUGUUUAUUUAUAUUGCAAGAAUAAUUUAUGGAGACGUAGUAUCUAUUUGAUAGAAAUUGUAAAUACUUUUCGAUAUAAUUGAAAGACUGAUAGAAUUGUACUAUUAAUGUGCCAUAUCUUAUCUCAUAACUAUAAAUUGCGUUUAGUUCAUAAGGAUCUUAAUAUUGUUUUCCUACUUUCAUUUGAUUUUACAAUACUAUGAAACUCUUCUAUCUACAAACCUAAAUCGGUUUACAAAGUCAGUAGUAAAUGUCCUUAAACUUCAAUAGUGUGUUCAAUUUACACCGUGUAGUUAAUCGGUUUAAAUACUUAGAGCAUACGUUUGUACGAUGUACGGCACGGCACACGCUACAUCGCCAUUGCCGGGCCCGUGUCACGUACUUGCUCGCAUUAAGAUAAUAUCAUACCAUUUAACACUCGUUACAAUUACUCACUCGCCAGUUAAAUGACCAUCUGUUAACUUGGAAUUAAGUUAUGAACAUAUUUUCCCUCAUUGUAAAUAGAAUAAAGGAGAAUUUAUAUACCUACGUACUUAGUUCCUCUCUAUGAUCUACCGCCUCGCCACAACAAUGUGCAGGACAAAGAAAAUCAAUUCUUGCUUUGUAUUUCGUUUUCUCUCCUUCCCCGAUAAAAUAGUAAAGGAUAUAAAGGCUUUAAAUGUUGAGUUCUAGCAUUUGUUGUGUAAAAAUUGUUUUGAAAAUAUGUUUGUUAAAUAUCUGGUCUGUUGUAAAAUGUUCUAGCUUAAGUUUCAAUUAUGUAUUGUAAUUACGUUAUCGAUUCUCCCCUACCUGCCCUAUCCACAAAUUGUUCUAGUAAUCUAGUUUCUAUCGAUCUGUAGUGCUAUUCAAUAAAAUUCACUUUCAAAACUCUAUCGAAUGACAACGCACUAUUCGAAUGUUCGCAAAAUCGAAUAAAAAGUGACACUUUGUGAAUAGGACUGCAGUUUUUUUUAAUCUUUGUUGUUUUAUUUUAUUUACCAAUAUUUUUAAUAUGUAUAAAAAGAAAGGAAAGUACAGGCUUCUAUGAAAUACAAAGAUAAUUUGUUCCUUGGAUAAAAGCUUUAUACAAAUAUUGUAAAUAUUAUAAGUUAUACGCGAUGUUAAAUUAAUGUACCUACUUAAUGUUAUGUUACUCGUUUCUUACCAAAUGUUUACCUAAAUACGUUUUGUACAUAAUCUCAUCACUUCUGCAAUAAAGACAAUAUGGCGUGCUUUGUAAUAUAAAUAAAUAGCUAUGUAAUAUUUCGACGUACGAGGCUUGCGUUGUUUUCUUCCUAUAGUACGCAUUGGUUGUUGUUUGUACCAUUUCCAAAAUUGUUAUAGAGAAUCAUAGAACAAGAUGGAAUCUUAAUUUAUUGUACCUGUAGAAAUAAUAGAUAGAUAAGAACUACAUAUCUUGGAAAUGGUCUAUUUCAGCGUUGAAAACUUUGUAUAGUGACCGUUGCAGUUAGCUGUUUAUGUAAAGUUACAAAAUAAAUGAAAUUUCUUAAA